This is a messenger RNA of Anguilla rostrata (American eel), 4516 nucleotides long. Its product is annotated as ubiquitin carboxyl-terminal hydrolase 8-like. The record is from RefSeq and is a predicted model, not a curated record. Gene Ontology annotation, molecular function: cysteine-type deubiquitinase activity. Bases 586 to 3759 code for a protein of 1057 amino acids. Lineage: Eukaryota; Metazoa; Chordata; Actinopteri; Anguilliformes; Anguillidae. Gene Ontology annotation, biological process: protein K63-linked deubiquitination; protein K48-linked deubiquitination; endosome organization. Gene Ontology annotation, cellular component: dendritic spine; cytosol; extrinsic component of plasma membrane. The transcript is spliced from 19 exons.
ACCGGUACUUGGUUACGUGAAGUUUUAGUAAGCAGCAUAAACAUUCGUUCUGUUAAUUUACUGAAGUCGUGACUGAAGUUGAUUUUUAUGUGUUUUUGAGUAAGCUGACACAAGCUGAUGGAAGAGUUGGUGAUUCAAUUAAAAAAGUAAAACGUUAGUGAUCCACAGCUUGCACAGCGAGCAAACAUUAACGGUGGCUGGCUUACGUCACCUAAACCGUUAGCUAGCAAGCAAACACAGCAGCUAGCGUUAACUAGGAUGCAACCAAACAUCUAAUAACUCAUUAGCUAUUCCGCUAGUUAACGAGAAAGGUUAUGUUAAUCAUAUUUAUUGCUAUCGUAAUUUACCGAGCAGCUGCAAGUGUUUGUGUUAAUAAAGCUGGCCGUUUUGAACCAAUCCUGCCCCCUAACGUAACGUUAGCCUACUGAGCUUGCUAGCAAGUCCACAAUUGAGGAGGUCUAUUCCGGUAAUCAGCUGUCUGUCUGGAUAGCUCAUCAAAAUGACAACUUCGUUGCGGUGAGUCCGCGCUAAAUGACUGUGACAAUGUGAAAAUAAGUUUCCUGCUUGUUCAAUAUUCCUGUAAAGAUGCCAGCCGUGACAGCUGGAUUAAAGGAGCUGUAUCUAUCUACGUCUCUGGGAGACCUGAACAAGAAAGCCGAAAUUAAGCCUGAUAAAAUUAACACGAGAAGCUAUGUGCAGAGUGCCUGUAAGAUCCUUAAAGCAGCAGAGGAGAGUCGUCUUGAUGGAGAUGAGGAAAAGGCCUAUGUCCUGUACAUGAAGUACCUGACCAUUUAUGACAUCAUCAAAAAAAGGCCCGAUUUCAAGCAACAACAGGACUUCUUUCUCUCUGUGCUGGGGCCAACCAGUUUGAAAAAAGCGAUUGAGCAGGCAGAGAAGCUGUCUGACAGCCUAAAGCUCAGGUACGAGGAGGCGGAGGUGCGUAAGAAGCUGGACGAGAGGGAGCGGCAGGAGGAGAGGAGGAGGAAAGAGAAGUCACAGAGGGAGGCGGGGAGGGGACCUUUAAAAGAGACAACAUGCGCCAAGAAAGGGGACAACAAGGUAAAAGGGGAAGCAAAGGGUUUGAAGAAUGAGACACCUAAAGCUGCCGUCCCUCCUGGGGGGGUCACCCCUGAGGCCCUGUUUCGGAUCAUGAGGGAGCCGAGUGUCAGCCUUGUUGUGAUGGAUGCCAGGAGCAGGAGAGAUUUCGAAGAGUCUCAAAUCCUGGUCCCCUCUCAGAGCUGUAUCAGUGUUCCGGCUGAGAUCAUCAGCCCAGGAAUAACUGUCAAUCAAAUUGAGGCCCAGCUUCCAGAAGAGUCGAAGGAGCAGUGGAAGAGGCGGGGCUUGGCAGAUUACAUCGUCCUACUGGAUUGGUUCAGUUCUGUGAAGGACCUGAGACUGGGCUCCUGUCUGCAGAGUCUGAAGGACGCACUGUAUAAGUGGGACAGUGAGACCACUCUCCGUGCUGAGCCCCUGGUCCUGGAAGGAGGCUAUGAGAGCUGGCUGCUGUAUUACCCCAUGUACACCUCUAAUGCCAAAGCCAAGCCGCCCAGGGAGCAGACCAACCACCCCCUCCCCACAUUGGACUUCAGCUACCCCUCGCUGGAGGAGCCCGGACCCGAGUGCCCAGCCCUGCCAGGAGCAGAGCCAGGAUCCGAGCCUCAGCGCCCUGCCGAGGUGAACGGGUCUGCCGCUGAAGGAGAGAGGUCCCGCUCGGACUCGGCGGGCCCCAGGGAGCAGCCGAAAGCCUCCGCGGUGCCCCAAACGCCCUCGUCAGCCCCCACCGACACGUCCGUCAAAGCAGCGGCCGGGCAGCACGCCGGCACCGCAAAGCCUGUCCCACAGAUCAAUCGCUCCAGAAAGCCUGCGGUCGUGGUGCCUGAGGGUGCUCGGCCCAGCAGUGAAACUGCCUCUUCAGGCAGGGAGGGGAAGUGCACUCUGAAUGGGCCUGCGCCUCCAGACUGCCCUGGCAAACUGCCCCCCCGGCCCAGCGCCCUGGCAGAGGGGCAGACCCCCGUGCCAAUGGAGCGAGUGAAGAGGGACAAGAAGCGUGCGCAGGAGGAAGAGAGGAAGAGGGAGGGAAAGGAAGUGAAAGAAGCUCAGAAGCGCAGAGACGAGGAUGAGGAGAAGAGAAACGAAGAGAAGAUGGAGGGCGAGGAGGAGAAGGAGCAGGAGAAAAGGAGGUUGGCGAGGCAGCAGGCAGUGCAAGAGGAACUGGAGGCGGGAGAGAGGCGCGGUACGAGGGAUCGGGGCGUCCACGCGCAGGUCAACAACGCCUGCCUGGCGUCUGUGCCCAGGAGCAUCGUCAGCGACAUGAAGCGUGAGCCACUGACCAGGGCCCGAAGUGAGGAGAUGGGCCGUACUGUCCCGGGCCUGCCCGAGGGCUGGAUGAAGUUCCUGGACACAGUCACGGGCACAUACCGAUACUACCACUCGCCGACCAAUAGGGUGCACCUGUACCCCCCGGAGGUGAGCGUGUCGCACACGCCCCCGGCCACGCCCCCCACUCUGAAACAGAAGCAGGCGCAGCCAUCGGAGGUGGACAGAGAGCUCUCCAAGCUGAAGCGCUCGUACUCCUCCCCCGACAUCACGCGGGACGUCCGCCACGAGGGCCCCAAGAAGCCCUCCGCCACGCCAGCCGUCAACAGGGGCACCAAACCACAUAGUGUCACAGCGUACACAAAAGCCGAGAUUGCCCGGCCAUCAGCAGCAAAGAUUCGCAACCUGAACCCCGUGUUUGGGGGCCUGGGGUCUUCCCUGACGGGGCUGCGUAACCUUGGUAACACCUGCUACAUGAACUCCGUUCUGCAGUGCCUGUGCAACACGCCCGUCAUGACGGAGUACUUCAACAGGAACCUGUACCUGGAAGACAUCAACAGAGCGAACAUCUUGGGGCACAAGGGUGAUGUGGCGGAGGAGUUUGGUGUGAUCAUGAAGGCCUUGUGGUCAGGGCUGUAUAAGUGCAUCAGCCCUCGGGACUUCAAGGUAACCAUCGGAAAGAUAAACGAGCAGUUCGCCGGGUACGAACAGCAGGACUCCCAGGAGCUGCUGCUCUUCCUCAUGGACGGACUGCACGAAGACCUCAACAAGGCGGACAACCGCAAAAGGUACAAAGAAGAGGCCAACGAUCACCUGGACGACCAGAGUGCGGCGGACUUGGCCUGGGAGAAGCACAAGCUGCUGAAUGAGUCCAUCGUGGUGGCGCUGUUCCAGGGCCAGUUCAAGUCCACCGUGCAGUGCCUGACCUGCCACAGGAAGUCCCGCACAUUUGAGACCUUCAUGUACCUGUCCCUGCCUCUGGCCUCCACCAACAGGUGCUCCCUACAGGACUGUUUGAAAUUGUUCUCUAAAGAGGAGAAGCUCACAGAUAAUAACAGGGUGUUCUGCAGACACUGUAAAGCCCUAAGAGAUUCUGCAAAGAAGCUGGAAAUCUGGAAGGUUCCCCCUAUUCUCCUGGUCCAUUUAAAAAGGUUCUCCUAUGAGGGGAGGUGGAAGCAGAAGCUCCAGACGUCUGUGGACUUUCCUCUGGAUAACCUGGACUUGGGCCAGUAUGUCAUCGGACCCAAACACAGCCUGAAGAGAUACCACCUCUAUGCAGUGUCUAACCACUACGGGGGCCUGGACGGCGGCCAUUACACGGCGUACUGCAGGAACGCCGCCAAGCAGCGCUGGUUCAAGUUCGAUGACCACGAGGUGACGGACAUCCCCGCAGCGUCCGUGAAGUCCUCCGCCGCCUACAUCUUCUUCUAUUCGUCCCUGUGAGGUGACCGGGAGGAGGAAGGGACCACGCUGGGCGGUAACGCUGCUCGACCUGAGCGCUGGCUGGGCGUCAGUGGGACCCCGCUUUAAGGCGCAGGUGCGGCUCAGCCCGUUUCCGUACGUUCGGGGACACAGACCCGGCUCUCUGUGUCUGGAGGCUGCACUUUCAGCUCAUAUAGGACCACAUAGGCGUUUAUAAGGCUUCCUACAUCAGUACUAUUGACUGUAGCGAGAAAAGCAAGUGUUACGGUAUCCUAUUUAAGACCAACCACACUGCGGUUGUGUGCCUGCGGAGGCUGGCACAGUUUCAGCCAGGUUUGAAGUACCUGCCGGCUUUUACUGUGGUACUGGAACCAGGUAAAUCGCUCCGAUUCUGUUCUGUGUCAGUGUCAUGGCCUUUUCACAUUACUGAUAUUAAGCUUUCCUGUACUGUGAGUAUAAUAGAAUGAAGAAGAGUAACAUAUGUACAUACCGAUUGCAAAUCUUGCACAUUAAACCUGUAUAACUGUUAUUUAAUAUUUAAUGCUAUAUAAAUGUUGGUUUAUUUGUGAAGUGAACCAGCCAUGGCUGCAAGUCAGUCACAGGCUUCUGUGAGAUAAAUUAUAAACUAUGCUGCUGCUUUUUCAACUUGUCAUUAAGUUAUUUAUUUAUAUGAAGUCUGUUUGUUGGGGAGUGAAAUCAUGGGACUCUGCUGCUUUUGAGGUUUGGGCAGCCUGUUGGGUGAAAACAAAGCAGUCAAUAAAGUUUUCCUGAUUCCAAA